Molecule: messenger RNA, 764 nt
Organism: Heterocephalus glaber (naked mole-rat)
Lineage: Eukaryota; Metazoa; Chordata; Mammalia; Rodentia; Bathyergidae
Product: ubiquitin-conjugating enzyme E2 N
Source: RefSeq, a predicted model, not a curated record
AGUGGGUUCAGUUCAAAGUUGUUGAUUCUAAGUCAGAAACAGCACAAUGGAAGGCACAGUGAAGGAAAGCUGUUCAUUCCGUGGCAGCUAGGAAGGAGAGGAGAAGAAAGGUAGGAGACUCGACCAGAGGCCGAAGACGGGAUCUGACAAGAUGGCCGGGCUGCCCCACAGGAUCAUCAAGGAAACUCAGCGUUUGGGGGCAGAACCAGUUCCUGGCAUUAAAGCGGAACCAGAUGAGAGCAACUCCCGCUAUUUUCAUGUGGUCAUUGCUGGGCCCCAGGAUUCCCCCUUUCAGGGAGGGACUUUUAAACUUGAACUAUUUCUUCCAGAAAAAUACCCAAUGGUAGCACCUAAAAUACGUUUCAUGACCAAAAUUUAUCAUCCAAACGUGGACAAGUUGGGAAGAAUAUGUUUAGAUAUUUUGAAAGAUAAAUGGUCCCCAGCACUGCAGAUCCGCACAGUUCUGCUCUCGAUCCAGGCUUUAUUAAGUGCUCCUAAUCCAGAUGACCCAUUAGCAAACGAUAUAGCGGAGCAGUGGAAGACCAAUGAAGCCCAAGCCAUAGAAACAGCUAGAGCAUGGACUAGGCUAUAUGCCAUGAAUAAUAUUUAAGUCGAUCCAAUCAUCAAGUUUGUGUCACUUCUCCUGUUUUGCCAAGACUUCUUCCUUUUUUGUUUGCAGUUAAUGGACACGGUCUUAGAAACAUUGCAGAAUAAAAGCCCAGACAUUUUCAGUUCUUUGGUGAUUAAAUGCACCUUAGAAAAUC